GUUGGGCCUAUCGGUGUUUGCUUUACAUGACCUCGUCGCCAUCCUCGACGUCAUUGCUUGGCUAGCCACAUUCCACGACGGCCCAAAAGCAACCAUCAGCAUUGCAUUGUCUCACCAGGUCGGAAACAUCUUCAACAACGGUUUCGACUCGACAAGACGCCCCCCCACCGCUGCGCGCCGCAUCUGCGCCUACGCCUCGUUCGCCCCGGUCGCCAUGUCGCUCUUCCCGAGCGACUACAGCGUCGCGUCGCGCUCGUCGUCGCCAUCCCCCUCUUCAUCACUGCACCCGCCAUCAUCAUCGCGGGCGAGCCCCAUGCCCCGACCGCUGUCACCGACAGCCCGCACGGGGACCGACCUGGCAGUGCCUCUGCCUUCCUCGACGGGCACAUCGCGAUCAGCCACCCCCAUCUCUAUUCCCCGCACGCCGACGCCGACGCAGGCCAGCACGCACGCGAGCUCAAACUCGCGCUCAGUCAGCCCCGUGCCCGGGUACGCUUACACCCCGCCCAUCCCGACGUCGUCGAGAGCCAGCUCGUCGCAGGACAAUAGGCGUCUGAGAAGUGCUAGCGGUGGUGCAGCCAGCAGUGCAGGAGAGGACGACACGGCGCGCGUGGCCGCCCGCGAGCGGUCGACAUCGGCGGCAAGCCCAAUGACCACCAAGAUCAGCAUGGUCGCCCCAGCUCCAUCAUCCUGGACUACCCGAGAGCGCUCCGUGUCAGCCGCGUCCACAUCAAGUCGCGGCAAGGAGCCGGCUCGUCGCCCGAGCCUCGCAUCGGUGAAUACCGGCCCUGCACACGCCGAGCUGCGAAAGAACGACGAUAGCUUCGAGGGGUGCAUGCACCGGGGGAUCGCCUACGAGACGCACGCAGACAGCAUCAAGCACGCCGGGGAACAAGGCCUCACGCAGCUCACCAAGGCGGCGGUGCAGUUUGCCAAUGCGCUCGCACAAAAGCCCAGCAAUCCGUGGGCGUCGCUGCGCCGAUCUACUGUUCUGCUCCAUCUUUCGGGGCACCCGUCCACGGCCCCAGGAGACGCCGUUGCCUAUCUACGCGAAGCACGGUCCUUGCUGAGCAAUCUUGCCGCUGCCGCCCCAAAUUCGACGUCGGCACGCGAGGCACUCGCCGCGGUGUGUUCCCGGCUCUCGCACGUUCUGCUCGCGCUCGACGACCACGCCGACGACCCAUCCGAGGUGUGGGAGGGAGAAGUGGGGCAGUAUGCGUGCGAGGCGCUCGACGCGCUCGAAGAGGUCGCUGCGGAGCGCAUGGACCGCGCGCGGGGCCUCAAGCGCGAGGCCUUUGAAGAAGACACCCAGGCCCUAGCCGACAUGUUUUUGGCGCUUGCCGAGGCUGCGAGCGCCGUGGCCUCGCUCGCGAUCGACGUGGAUACCGUCGACAUGCACGGCGAGUUAGCCGAGCACGCGCUGGACCAAGCGGCGAAUAUGGCGACGCUGGCUGCUUCGGUCGGGCGGAAACCCGCGCACACGUCCGCAGCCAUCAUCACCAGGGUGCAGCUCGCCAGCGGCCGUGCGGCGGCCGAGCGCCUCCGGCGACUGUUCCACCUCGGCAUCCCUUUGGAUCUGGACGACUUUGACGCGCUCAUCGCCGACAUGGAGGUGCUUGUCGAGGAGACGCGGGAGCGCGCCGCCCGCCUCAAGGGGAGCCGGGGGACGCUGGCCAGCGCACAGGCGUUCGAGGCGACCAAGCAGCUCGGCGAGACAAAGCUGCUGUACGCAAAUCUGUUGCGCAUGUCGUGGCGCAGUCGAGCGGGACAGGGUGGUAACGAGUACCACCAUCACCACCAGCAGCAAAGCCACCCAUCGAGCAGCGCCUCGGACCGUCCGUUCCUCUCGCCCGUGUCGACGCCGGGGCUGCAGCGCGCCGACUCGACGUCGACGGCGAGCGGGACGAUCGACUCGCCACCAAUCGUGGAGGAGACCGAGGAGGAAGUUGCAGUAGCCGAAGGCCGGCGACCGUCGCUCCCCCGCGCGACGUCAAGUGCGUCCGUGACAGUUCCCAGGAGAAAGCGAGCUCCGCCACCCCCACCACUUACGUUAGUGACCAACGGACACGGGAUGCCGCCGCCUCUCCCACCGCUCCCCCCACACCUUACGUCCCCGGCACUCGUCACGCCGCGCACGCCGUUGUCGCCACUCAACCCGCUCGCACAGGACCCGCUCGCCCUCGCCGGGUCCAACGUGUCAGGCAUGCCGCGCCGGGCGUCAGAGGGGCCGCGGCGGACGUCAGACGCAACGCAUGCCAUCCAACGCCCGCGUCUCACGCGCACCGGCAGCAGCUUCUCGCACCACCUGCCCUCGCCGCGUACUGCGGUGUGGCAGGCGGGUGUCCACGGUACGCCUGGUGCGGGGACGCCGCUGUCCAGUCCUGGUCUCCAACCAGGCAGCCCCGGUCUGCGUCGCCGCCUGUCGAGCAUGACCUCGCCGCUGUACCUCGGCGCAUGGCACCGCAAGGGGAGCUUUCCGGGCUUCAGCCCCAACGACGACGUGCGGGCCGCCACUGACCCUAUCGACGACGAGCUCGCGCAAACCGCGUGGGCACUCCUCGACAGCGGCCUCAAGAACCUCAAGACGUCGAUCAACCACUUGUUAUCUGGCGGCUUCAGCGCGCCGGAAGCCGCACACCUCAAGUCGCACGUGCUCUUUGCCAUCUCGUCGACACUGCUGUUCCAAGCGUCGCUCGUGCCGCGAUUGCGAAACUCGCCCAACCACGCGGGGCCGGAGCGACCGCUCGCGCUGCUUGUCACGUCCGAGGUGUACGCCAAGUGGGCGGCGCGCGAGGUGGGCUGGUCCGAGAUCAUCGAGGGGUCGCCCGCAGCCGCGAUAGCCGACCGGCGCAUUACGUCCUGGGAGGCCGACGAGGCUGGAAAGCGCGGCGUGCUGCUGCUGCUUCGCGUGUGGUGGUUCCGCGCAUCGGCCGAGGACGGCGCGGACAAGGAGCAGGCCAAGGAUAGCGUCGAGGUGGUGGUGCGGCGCAUGCGAGACCGCGAGGGCGUCGGGCAUGGCGACGUGACGCGGUUCAACGCGCUCCUGGCCAAGAGCGAGGGCACGGGCGAUGGCGCCGAGGCCAUGUUCUGGCGGAGUGUGAAGCGCAUUCUGCGGGGCGGUGGGGGUGAUGUGAUGUGAGGGAGUGUAGGCGCGCGUCGCGUGCGAGUUCCUUCAACUAGACAUUCAGUCGACCCGGGUUCCUUGGCCUCUACUAGAUGCUGUGCCAUGUUGUCAAACUAGU
Molecule: messenger RNA, 3242 nt
Organism: Vanrija pseudolonga
Lineage: Eukaryota; Fungi; Basidiomycota; Tremellomycetes; Trichosporonales; Trichosporonaceae
Exons: 2
Coding region: 215-3139 (974 amino acids)
Source: RefSeq, a predicted model, not a curated record